GCUGCUCCGGCCCGCCUGGCUCCGAGCCUCUCGCAGAGCCCCGCGGCGGGCCCGUCUCUCCGGGGUCUACCCUGUGCCCCGGCGCAGCGCCGGCCGGGCGGAGGCUGCCGGCGGAUCCGGUCCUGCCGCGGCCGAGGUCCAGUCACUCAGAGCACCAACAAUGCCAUCCAAUAAGUCUGUCUCAGAUGCCCCAAUCUUCCAGUUCACAAACUGCCGGAUAUUGAGAAAUAACCAAUUGCAGAGGGAGGACCUGUGGGUGAGAGAAGGGAAGAUCCUCAACCCAGAAAAGCUCUUCUUCGAUGAGAAGGGGUUUGCUGAUAUUCAGCUGGAUUGUAAGGAUAGCAUCAUUGCUCCCGGAUUUAUCGAUGUGCAGAUCAAUGGAGGCUUUGGGGUGGAUUUCUCCCUAGCUACUGAUGACUUCAAAUCAGGGAUCAACCUGGUUAGUCAGAAGAUUCUCUCCCAUGGAGUGACCUCCUUCUGCCCCACCCUGGUGACCUCCCCCCCAUCGGUCUACCACAAGGUUCUUCCUCAGAUCAGCGUAAGAAAUGGAGGAGCCCACGGAGCAGGUGUCCUGGGAGCCCAUCUGGAGGGGCCUUUUAUAAGUAGGGAGAAGAAAGGGGCUCAUCCAGAGCACUGCCUUCGCACCUUUGAGUCAGGAGCCUUCCAGGACCUGCUUGCCACCUAUGGGGCCCUAGACUGCAUCCGGAUUGUCACUCUGGCCCCCGAGAUGAAGAGGAGUGGUGAGGUUAUCGAAGAACUCACUAAACGAGGCAUCUGUGUCUCGCUGGGUCACUCUGUGGCAAAUCUCUCUCAGGCAGAGGAAGCUGUCCAGCAUGGUGCUACCUUUAUUACUCACUUGUUCAAUGCCAUGUUACCUUUCCACCAUCGAGACCCUGGGAUUGUUGGGCUGCUAACGAGUGACAAGAUCCCCACCGGUCGGAGGGUGUUCUAUGGCAUGAUAUCGGAUGGCAUCCACACCAACCCCGCUGCUCUGAGGAUCGCACAUCGUGCCCAUCCCAAAGGCAUGGUGCUGGUGACAGAUGCCAUCGCUGGAAUGGGACUGGCUCCAGGAAGGCACACCCUGGGCCAGCAGGUGAUUGAGAUAGAUGGGCUGAACACCUACAUUGCAGGGACAAAGACCCUGAGUGGCAGCGUAGCAACCAUGGAUACAUGUGUUCGACACUUCCUAGAAGCUACAGGGUGCACGGUGGAGACAGCACUGGAGGCUGCAUCUUUCCACCCAGCCCAACUCCUAGGAAUUGAACACAAAAAGGGGACCCUGGACUAUGAUUCAGAUGCAGAUUUCCUGAUGCUGGAUGACAGCCUGCAUGUCCAAGCCACAUACAUCGCAGGUGAGCAAGUCUGGAGACAGGACUCCUUUACUGUAUGAAACCAGAGACUCGCCUGGCCUUGGCUUUGCUCCCCACAGCCCUAGUGCCAACCGUUGGCUCUUCCAGGUGUCUUGGUCACUGGGUCCUGGCAGCUGCAUCGCCCUCUCCCUCCAAAUGCGACAUUUUUUUUAAAGUCCUAUUUGGGGCUUUCCUUGAAGGAAUCUAGCACCAAAGAGCUGUUCAUUCUAGAGCAGCUGCUGCUUCCAGUCGCCAGCCAUGCCUGCAAUGAGUUCAUCAGUGCUUUGCUGACAAAGGUGAGCAUGGCAGGGAUCAUCACGCAAUGGACCAGCUGGAAAGAUGGGGCAGCUGUCCUUCCUGGAACACCUGAGCCGAGUUCCAUAGUGGCUGCCAGCACUGUCCUGUGCCAGUCUGAAACUGCACAGCCCUGUGUACUUAUCAGUCAGAUCCAGUGCACACACCUGCUCCCAGGAGCUAAAGCCAUUUCUGUCCCUCACACUGCCUUGAUCUCUCCCUGUGGCAGUCCCCCACACAAGAGCACUUGGUUCCUAAGGUGCAGCUCUUUUCUAAAAGUUCCUCUGCCCUGUGUAAAACUGCUCUGGUGGAAGCUCAGGAGUUAAUUGUAAGCCUGUGGAGGAGACAGUGCCUCUGCCUUGCACUGUCAUCCAGGGGCUCCAAGGUCCCAUCAUGCUUUUGCUCACCUGUUACCCAGAGCAGUACCUCCACCCAUGCACUUUUGGUCUUGGGACAGAUGCAGUGUCUAGGGUGUCAUGCUGCAGGGCAGGUUUCCCCCUGGGAGCAGGCCUCAAUGCUGUACUCCAAAUCCAGAAAAACAAGGCAUCCCUGGCCCCUUGUGCCUUCCUUCUGCUUGGGCAUUGAGUUCAUUUCAGGUGGCCUCUGUUGCCUUCAUGGACAACUUCCUGCAACAGAAAGCAAAGUUCUUAAACCAUGCACACGUGCAAAAUGGAUCUGACAGGGUCUGAUAUAUAUGCCCAUCAGUAUCUUAACAUACAGCUUCCCUAGAGGAUUUUGCAUUGCCUCUUAGUUUCCUGGUGCCAGCUAUGAGAUGCUUUUGCUGUCCAGAAUGUGUUGGAAAUGGCAGAGAGACAAUUGCAAGCCACUGUGCCUAUCAGGAUGGUGGGGUCUUUCAUGGUUUAUACCCCAGAGUCUCUGUGGAAUUAGGCCCCUUUUAAGAUGGUUGUUCAUCUGUUCAUUAUUCCCAUAUUCAUUAUCAUCCCCUCAAGGAUUUGUCAAACAGCUUUCUGCCACUUAACAGCUCUCCCUAAUUAAGGCUGUGAAAUAAUUUCCAGCCCAAGUCUGAUCUUGAUUUAGAAUUUAUGGCCAAGAAAAUGUCUGAAAUGCCUUGUGACUAAGGUCAGAAAUGAUGUCCAAGAAGCGUCUGGUCCAUCAGAAUUUUGGUAGAGAUGAGACUUAAAGAAAUAUGAUGAGCCUUACCAAGUUUAAAGGUGAUAUAGAGCCCCUAAAGUCUGAAAGAGUUCAGCUGGGUUUGUUCUUCCAUGUAAAAGCUUCCAGUACCUUUUUUAAACUUCUGAGAACAAUGCUUGAAAGAGCCUUCAGGACAAUUAUAACCCCUGCUGGAAUGACUGACAGCUCUGGAAAGUGUCUAGCAUCUGGUGCCUAGGUCAGCAAAAACUAAAACCUCCAAGACUGCAACGUUUGAAAGAGACAUCAAAUAUCGUGCUGUGAAAUAUUGCUUGAUCUGGCAGUACAGGACUCGCUAACAGAACUUCUGACAACCAUGGGGUUGCUGCCCAAAAAUCAAGGGAAUGCUAGGAGAAAAACUAUUUCAGACAGACCUUCAUUUUAAAAACACAUUUCACUUAA
This is a messenger RNA of Gavialis gangeticus (Gharial), 3194 nucleotides long. RefSeq names its product amidohydrolase domain containing 2 (gene AMDHD2). Gene Ontology annotation, molecular function: N-acetylglucosamine-6-phosphate deacetylase activity. Gene Ontology annotation, biological process: N-acetylglucosamine catabolic process. The transcript is spliced from 12 exons. The record is from RefSeq and is a predicted model, not a curated record. Bases 161 to 1390 code for a protein of 409 amino acids. NCBI's taxonomy places the organism in Eukaryota, Metazoa, Chordata, Crocodylia, Gavialidae.